This is a messenger RNA of Cyprinus carpio (common carp), 2807 nucleotides long. Its product is annotated as UDP-N-acetyl-alpha-D-galactosamine:polypeptide N-acetylgalactosaminyltransferase 13. NCBI's taxonomy places the organism in Eukaryota, Metazoa, Chordata, Actinopteri, Cypriniformes, Cyprinidae. The record is from RefSeq and is a predicted model, not a curated record. The transcript has 11 exons. Gene Ontology annotation, cellular component: Golgi apparatus. The coding region runs from base 138 to 1808 and encodes 556 amino acids.
AACUAAUAUUUAUGUCUUUCUUGUUAUCCUUCAGUGGGAUGACGUCUCAGCGUGUGUCCUGUCACAUUGCUCCCUUCCCCAUCUCCUGUGUCCCUCUCAUCUGUCCAUCUGUGGGGUCCUGACGCCAGCAGGGGCUCAUGAGACGCUUUGUGUACUGUAAGGUGGUGCUGACCACCUCUCUGGUCUGGGUGCUAGUGGACGUCUUCCUGCUGCUGUACUUCAGUGAGUGCAACAAAUGCGACAACAAGAAGGACCACUCACUCCUGCCUGCGCUCAGAGCAGUGAUGUCCCGCACCCAUGAGGCACCAGGUGAAAUGGGGAAGGCUGUGAUCAUUCCCAAAGAAGAGCAGGAGAAGAUGAAAGAGCUCUUUAAAAUCAAUCAGUUCAACCUUAUGGCCAGUGACAUGAUUGCGCUUAACAGGAGUCUGCCAGAUGUCAGGCUGGACGGCUGUAAAACCAAGACUUACCCUGAUGACCUUCCAAACACCAGCAUUGUAAUUGUGUUUCAUAAUGAAGCCUGGAGCACACUUCUAAGAACCAUACACAGCGCCAUAAACCGCUCGCCCAGACACCUGCUGCUCGAGAUUCUGCUGGUGGAUGAUGCCAGCGAGAGAGAUUUUCUAAAGAAAAAAUUAGAGGACUAUGUUGCAACUCUGGAGGUUCCGGUGCGAAUUUUGAGGAUGGAGCAGCGAUCCGGUUUGAUCCGAGCACGACUAAGAGGGGCGGCUGCCACACGAGGACAGGUCAUCACCUUCCUGGACGCCCACUGUGAGUGCACUGUAGGGUGGCUGGAACCGCUGCUGGCCCGGAUCAAAGAGGACAGGAGGGCUGUGGUCUGUCCAAUCAUUGAUGUCAUCAGUGAUGAGACAUUCGAGUACAUGGCCGGCUCAGAUAUGACCUAUGGGGGAUUCAACUGGAAACUCAACUUCAGAUGGUAUCCUGUUCCUCAGAGAGAGAUGGACCGACGCAAGGGGGACAGAACCCUUCCUGUUCGAACUCCCACAAUGGCAGGAGGUCUGUUCUCUAUUGACAGAACCUAUUUUGAAGAGAUUGGCACCUAUGAUUCAGGCAUGGACAUAUGGGGAGGUGAAAACCUUGAGAUGUCUUUUAGGAUCUGGCAGUGUGGAGGAUCUCUAGAGAUAGUCACAUGUUCUCAUGUAGGCCACGUGUUCCGGAAGGCCACACCAUACAGCUUCCCUGGUGGAACUGGUCAGGUGAUCAACAAGAACAACAGACGAUUGGCUGAAGUCUGGAUGGAUGAGUUUAAAGAUUUUUUCUACAUCAUCUCACCAGGUGUGGUUCGGGUGGAUUAUGGCAAUGUUUCUGCUCGGAAGGCUUUAAGGGAAUCUCUGAAGUGUAAACCCUUCUCAUGGUACCUGGAGAACAUCUACCCCGACUCACAGAUUCCACGCAGAUAUUUCUCACUUGGGGAGAUCAGAAAUGUUGAGACAAAUCAGUGUGUGGAUAACAUGGGCCGUAAAGAGAAUGAAAAGGUUGGCUUCUUCAACUGUCAUGGAAUGGGCGGCAACCAGGUGUUCUCAUAUACAGCUGACAAAGAGAUCCGAACUGAUGAUCUGUGCCUGGAUGCAUCACGGCUUAACGGACCUGUUGUUAUGCUGAAGUGCCACCACAUGAAAGGAAACCAGAUGUUUGAGUACGAUGCAGAGCGGCUGACUCUGCUCCAUGUGAACAGUAACCAGUGUCUGGACAUGCCUUCUGAAGAAGAUAAGAUGGUUCCCACUCUCAGAGACUGCAGCGGCAGGCGAUCACAGCAGUGGAUCUUGAGGAACAUGACGUUAACUGUCUGACAGAGCCGGCCACAACCAGUUCAGACCUGAAUCUCGGCACACACCACACAACACGAGACCUGGAGUCAGGGUUAUGGCCUUCUUCACAGCUCUGUGAACUGUCAUUUUCUGGUUUAUGAUUGAGUCCAGCCAGGCUUUGAUCAGGAGAACCACACACAGCCCAUUUGCUGACCAAUUUGUGACCAGGCUUGUGUCUCUGUUCGUGUCUGGACUGUUUUUUUUAGCUCUCAGAUUCACUGGUCUGGGGUCAGAUCACAGCUCAUGACUAGCUCUUGGCGAGGUUUGAACACUUGCUGUCUCUAACCCGAGCAUGUUUCACUGGCUAUCUAUGCUGCUCAUCCUGUGUGGGAGUUCUGGUGCCUCUUAAUAUCCUACAUGUCAUAUCUUUUACAGUAGCCCAUAUGUUUCUUUUGAGAUGGAGUGAUUGUGUCAGCUUCCACUGUGCUGAAGUGCAUUUAACUCUGAGCAGAAGUUUAACUCAGCUCUGCUUUCCUUACAGCACCUAAAGGGAUUGUGUGUUGGUCAGCGGAUUGUAUGCCAACUGUAUUACUUGCUGCUGUUUCACAAAACUAACUUGAUCUCUUUCAGGAAGGCUGUAAUAUAUUCUUGACCUGCCUUAGAGGGAUAGUUGCCCAAAAAUUAAAAUUAUUAAAACUGUUUGAAUUUCUUUCUUCUGUUGAACACAAAACUGGCACAUUUUAGGUAACCUAAAUUGUUUCAUUGUUUUGAGUAUACAAAACCUUUUUUUUUUUUUCUGAAACCAAGCUGAGGAUUUCUAGUUCUAUGUUUUGCCAUGGCACUCAAAAAGAAGAAUAAAUGCUAAAAUUAAGUGUUUUAUAAUAUAGGAGUAGAAGAUUUAGUAGUUUAGUAGAGCUAAAGGGGAAGUUGUGGCCUAAUGGUUAGAGAGUCGGACUCACAAUCCAAGGGUUGUGAGUUCGAGUCUCGGGCCGGCAGGAAUUGUAGGUGGGGGGAGUGUAUGUACAGCACUCUCUCCACCCU